UUAGUACAUCAGACGUCGCAAUGUAUUUCAAUUAAGUAUUGUAUGCAUUAUACCUCGUGUUCGCGCUUUACGUGCGCUCUCUUAUUGGGUGAUGUUCUAUGCGCUGAUCGCCCAUUUUUCUUUCGCGGAUUAUCACCGCACAGAUGCGGGCGGUGUGUGUGUGUGGCGCGAACAUAGCGUGUCCGGCGCAGUUGUUGUUGGAAAAAAACCGUCGUGCGGUUGUGUCAUGACGAUUGACUUUCUGUAUGGAGAUAUUCGCAAUAAAUGGAAUUAUACAGUAAGACUCUCGCCUCUCAGUAAAUCUCUAAGGACACAUCCUAAAUCGAGAGUAACAAGUAAACUGUGGCCACAAGGCUAGUAGAAACUCAAGUCUAAAUCAAAGGAGAAAAUUAGCGUGCACAUACGCAAAGGAUCCCAAGAUCUCGCACAACAAGUGCAUCAACAUGGUCCUUCGAGCCGGAUUCUGUGAAAGCUAUAGGUAUUACUGAUAUCAUGGAAUUCUAUCAUUAAGGUACAAGAUAAAACGCAUCCAAAUCUAUAACACGAGUAUUCAAGUUAAGGUUAAGCCUAGACAAGGUAAGAAUCAUCCAAGUCAUAAGUAUAUUGUAUCAUUACCAGUCGCGUGGUUGCCUGUAGAAAUCGAGAUAUAAUUUAUCGCAUACGAUAAGCUUAAGCAAAGGGUUCAAGUCAGCAAAGUCGUGAGUGGCCACAACCUCCAAAUAAAAUCACGCGUAAGAGUUAAACCCUUGCAUUCACAAUGGCUACACUGACGUUAACGGAAGCAAAAAGCAAAAAAACUCACAUAAAGGCAGCAGGCACACGCCUAAAAACUAAUACUAUUGAUGUUGCCACUAAUACUAUAGAUGUUUCCACUAAUACUCCCAAUACUAUUGAUGUUGCCACUAAUACUAUAGAUGUUUCCACUAAUACUGUCCAUACUGUCAAUUUCACUACUACUGUUAUUGAUGUUGCCACUAAUACUCCCAAUACUGACAAUGCUAUUGAUGUUGCCACUAAUACUUCCAAUACUAUUGGUGUUGCCACUAAUACUAUAGAUGUUUCCACUAAUACUGUCCAUACUGUCAAUUCCACUACUACUGUUAUUGAUUGCUACUAAUACUACCGAUGUUAUAGAUUCUUCAUACAGCCGCGAAUUACUGGAUAUUAUAGCAUGUAAGGCUAAUGGCGUUAAAAAGGCGCUAAAAAGACUGAGGAUGACGUGGGAUGACUUGCUUAUCCAUAUAAUUGUCUUCAAGCUGGACACAGCUACCAAUAAGGCAUGGGAGACGACUAUUGUAGACGCUAACUUUCCUGAUCUAAAAACACUAACCGAAUUCUUGUCAAGGCGCUGUUAGGCUUUAGAAGCGAUAAAUAGUAGAUCUAGUGCAAGCCAAACUAGGUAGCGGCCUGUUCGCGCCUUAUGUGCGCUCUCUUAUUGGAUGAUGUUCUAUGCGCUGAUCGCCCUAUUUUUCUUCCGUGGAUUAUCGUCGCACAGAUGCGGGCGGUGUGUGUGUGGCGCGAACGUAGCGUGUCCGGCGCAGUUGUUGUUGGAAAAAAACCGUCGUGCGGUUGUGUCAUGACGAUUGACUUUCUGUAUGAAGAUAUUCGCAAUAAAUGGAAUUAUACAGUAAGACUCUCGCCUCUCAGUAAAUCUCUAAGGACACAUCCUAAAUCGAGAGUAAUAAGUAAACUGUGGCCACAAGGCUAGUAGAAAUUCAAGUCUAAGUCAAAGGAGAAAAUUAGCGCGCACAUACGCAAAGGAUCCCAAGAUCUCGCAUCAAUACCCCGAAUCAUCACAUAGUUUCAAUAAAGGUGUGAGAAAAUAUUCGAGGAAGG
Mycetomoellerius zeteki is the source of this 1836-nucleotide messenger RNA. RefSeq lists its product as uncharacterized. The transcript has 2 exons. Lineage: Eukaryota; Metazoa; Arthropoda; Insecta; Hymenoptera; Formicidae. The record is from RefSeq and is a predicted model, not a curated record. The coding region runs from base 758 to 1117 and encodes 119 amino acids.